Molecule: messenger RNA, 2136 nt
Organism: Fusarium sp. VM40
Lineage: Eukaryota; Fungi; Ascomycota; Sordariomycetes; Hypocreales; Nectriaceae
Source: the annotation of a GenBank genome assembly
AUGUCACCUACCAACAUGACAACCAACAACCCAGAUACACCUUGGGUGGCUUACGGAUCAGAAGAAAUCGAAGAGGCUGACGAACCACCUGAGCUAAAUUUCAAAAAGCAACAGUUUACUGCCAAUGACUUUCAACGAACCACCAUUCGACCCUCCACCGAAAAGUCCUCUUUGUUAACCAAGGCUAUCAAUGGAAACUCGGACGACGACCUAUACGUUCCUCAAGACGUUUCAAGAUCCACCACGACCAGGUCCCAGCGACGUCGCUCGCUUAUCAGCAACGUUAGCAUCGCUUCGACCGCCGAUCUGACGAGCGACACUGGCUUCACCAGCCCUUCGCGACCUAGCACACCCAGCCCACCUCUCCAUGACAUGGGUAUGCUGCGUUUGCACGAUGAGCGCGUCCACGAGCCCACGCAGGUUUCUCUGUUGGGUGCCGCUGUCAGGUUACAGCAGUGCAAGACUGAGGAGCCUCGAAAGCGAAGCAUUCAGUUCGCGUGUGGUGGCAAGCCUCCUACCAAAGAACAGCCCCCUCGCUCUCAGCCCAUGGCCAAGACGCCCUCUGCCCAGGAAGGUCCUCGCAAGUCAUGCAUCAAGUUUGCAUGCCCAGCUCGACCAGCAUCAACUCAGAACACUCCUCCCCAGCACAUGCACAGCUCUGCCAACCGAAAGGACGCCACUCCAAAGGCACAAUCUCCAUCUACCCCCAAGCGGGUCUCAGCUUUGGCCUUUGCUGCAGCUCGUCAAACCACUCCUCGCAGACAUUCUAUGUCGCGUCCUAGGUUCCUCCGCGCCGACUCCUCUGAAAUUGCCACCGACAGCUCACAGUUCCACGAGUUUGCCAGUGGAAUCGCCCGCGAGGAUGACUGGAUCCGACGUGACAGCAAUGCCAUUGCAGCCAAGUUGACUAUCAAUGACACCCUCGUUAAGGAGAACAACAUUCGACGCUUGGCUACUGAGGCAGAGCAAGAGGCUCUAGAGGAAGAAGACGAGGACGAGGAUAAUGCUGACAUCGACGACGAUGGGGAUGAUGACGAUGACGAUGAUGAGGACGAACUUGAUGUCGAGCUGGAUGAGGACGACGACGAUGAAGAGGAUGAUGAUUCAGAUGGCUACCACACCGACGAGGAGACUGGGUUUGCCGAUUCUGAUGAUGACGACGAAGACGAUGAUAUGCGUCUCUGGACACCUGGUGCCAAAUCUGUGGUUCAUAUCGGCUCAGGUGCUACUCAGAUGCGUCGCCCUUCCCUUCAUGAGAUGCAAUCUGAUUCAUCGAUCACCACUGUCAACAGCCAGCGAGCUAUGCGCCGCUCAAAGCGAGUCAGAUACGCCGAGGAUGCUCCCGACCUUCCUGACAGCACUGAUUUCGUGUGUGGUACUUUGGAUGAGGAUCGCCCUCUUGAAGAAGCCUACCUCUCGUGCCUCGCAGCUCGCCGCAACGAGAAGCUUCGUGUCAUCCCCCAGGACAUUGACCCUAGUUUCCCUGCCUCUGAGCCGGAGGAGGAAAACGACGGAGAGAUCUUCAAUCCUGUUCAUCACGACAGCGAUGCGGAUGAGUUCUUCCAGGGUAAAAUGGAGGACUUGCAUCACGAGCGUGACCGUCCUCGCCGCCGUAAGAGCGAACAUGCUUCUCCUAAGCGAUUCCGUUCACCACCACCAAAGCGUCAUCACUCUCCUCCUCCUCCCAAGGCACGAGGCCGAUCACCCAAGCCAUUGUUUGAUCGUCAAUCGCCUCGGAAGGCAAAGUCACCGGCUCCCAUCCGUCGACCCAUCACUACACCUCUGGGAUCUCCUCGAUGCGGCCAGGUCAACUUCAACCUUGCCGGCCGCCCUGGACUCACUCACACCAAGUCUCUGCCCCGUGGUGGUGCCAUGUGCCACCAGCGAAAGACCCGACAAAGGUUCAAUAUCGAUAACGACACUCACAUCCGUGGAGCUAUCGACAUCGUCAAGGGAUUGGAGAGCAAGCGUCAGCGACGCAAAGAAAAGUUUCACCAGAAGUACUGCAAUCGCGCACGCCGAGGUCAAAUUCCCGAGCGGAAGCCCGUUCCUGGACGUGGCACUGAACGCAUGCGAGAGCUCGGCCUUCUUAUGGCUGGCAAGAAGGACCAAACAAACUAUGUCCUUUCCAUCUAA